AUGUCUACAUCUCCAGAUAUUACUGACUGGCUUCAUAUCUCGCCGAGGACAGAUAGUCCUACAACCUCUACUCAACCGACGUCCGAGCCUAGCACAUCCUCGCCAUUGUGCUUUCAGGAUCUUACUGCUUCGUCGAGAGUCAAUGUUCCUCAACCGAUGGAGUAUAACUUGAACUAUUUCUACGAUCUUUCCGACAUCGCCAACUCGACGCCGUCGUUGGCUCAAAGUGGUGGCUCUGCCGCUGGCGAAGAUUUCUCAAGGGAGGCAAUCUCAGAAGGCUUUAAUCGCCAUCAUCGGAUGGUGUCGUUGGAAUCAACGACUCGAACACUAAUUAACACGCCUUCACCGCUGCGAUCCUCUCAUACUCUCAUGUCCCCUUCGGACACUGCUGGACACCCUGCUGAAGAUCGGACUGUUUCGUCUUUCUCUCCGCCUUUGAUCACGUCUCCGGAAACGAAAUCUUUUCUGAACUAUUUCUGUGACCUGGUGCCUUCGACUCCGCCUUUGCUGCAGCCAAUCUCUAUCUCUGAUGUAUCGCCUAUCGUACGUGCGGAGAACCUGCAGCGAGUUGAUGAUGGAGUUGUAAAGAAAACAAAGAAGAAAAAGACGGUGAGACGCAUUAAGCACUUUAAGGAGCCUUCGUCCUUUGUGGAAAGACUCUGCGCAGCGCCUCAGCAGACGAGUUUUCCUGUGGUUUUUCCAAACCCCGGUCCUCCGGUUACUUGUCCUCCUUUGGCUCCUCCUCCUCUAAUGUCUCCAUAUCGCUUGCCUCAAAGGCAGGCGAACGUCGCCGACGACGCUGUUAUCUCCAUUGCGCAACCUCUGGAAAAUGCUGUACCCUCUGAGCGAUUAGAUGUUGGCUUUGCACUUGAUACUACUCAAAACGAACUAGAGACUAUCGAACCCCUCUCUCCUCUGACACCUCUUCCUAGCUCUCCGGAUUCGCCAAAGUUGCCACUCAAAAUUAUUAUUAGACCAAAAAGGAAAUUAAUUCCAAAUGCGACUCCCAUUAGACGCAGCAAAAGGCCCCGAAGGAACGUGGCAAUUGUGGAAUCUCCGCUGUCGGCGUACAGCACUCCGGCUUCCGCGCGCUCGUCGCCUGACUAUGGUCCCGGGGAACAAAAUCUUGUUUCUGUCCACUCUGUUCGGACGUUUCCUGAUCAUAUCAAGAUUUCGGAUAACUUUUCUCCACCUCGGUUCAUAUCAUCCGAGGUAUCCCAUCCUGGAGGCGUCUAUAAUCCUCCUCGAAGCCCUCUCGACCUUUACACUCCCCGUUUUGUUAAAGGUAAGGGUGUGGAGAAAGUGGGCCUUUGUCCUAUUUGCAUCGAGCCUCACGCUCGAGGUGGUGAGCACAAGAAAUUGUGGUUCGCCAUGAAAUUCUCAGCGUUCAAGUGCUAUCACAUGCAGUACGCUCAUGGAAUCUCCGCUUCCACUGGCAGGCCGUUUUCGCCACCUAUGGAUUUCCGAGUAGUUGCUCGUCAAAAUGCAGGGAAAAAGGAGAAGCUCCAUAUCCAGCAAGGAAAAUGCCACAAGUGCCUGAAAUGGGUCGCAGUUGAAGGUAUCAAGGAUAUGGAGAGCAAACUUGCGGUUCGUGAAGAGAUGCCGCCAUCACUACGACCGCUCCGCGUGCUGCUCUCUUCCGUGUUCUUUGUGUCUCUCUACCUUGUGGCGCUGGUCAAGGCUUCCGCGCUGACUACUGCGAUUGCGCCUAAUGAGAGGGUGUGCUUCUAUGCGGAUGUGGAUAAGGCUGGAGAAAAAAUUGGGGUUCAAUCUGGAGGCUCAUUCGACAUCGACUUUGACAUCAAAGACCCCAACCAAAAGGUCAUCCUAGACGGCGAACGCGAGCGACAGGGCGACUACGUGCUCACGGCCAACACCGUCGGCGAAUACGCGUUCUGCUUCGAAAACGACAUGUCGACGCUCACGGACAAGCUGGUCGACUUUGAUAUUAUGGUUGAGAGCGAGCCGCGCAGAGAGCCCCCGGCGAAGGCAGGCCAGAUUGCGGAGCAUACGAGCGCGCUGGAGGAGAGUGUGUUUAGGCUUAAUGGGCUGUUGAUGAAUAUUAAGAGGAUGCAGAAAUUCCACCAUACGCAGGAAAACCGUGGUUUCUCAAUAGUCAAGUCGACGCAAAACCGCCUUUUCUGGUACGCCGUGAUCGAGAGCAUAGCCGUCGUCGGGAUGGCCGCACUGCAAGUAUACAUCCUCCAGACAUUCUUCACCAAGACAGGCAGAAGAUACAAGGUGUAA
Molecule: messenger RNA, 2247 nt
Organism: Psilocybe cubensis
Lineage: Eukaryota; Fungi; Basidiomycota; Agaricomycetes; Agaricales; Agrocybaceae
Exons: 9
Coding region: 1-2247 (748 amino acids)
Source: RefSeq, a predicted model, not a curated record